AUGUUCAAACUAACUUUGGCUUUAAUCGCAGUCAGCUUGGCCGCUUUGGUCGAUGCGCAAAACUAUUGCAAUCCCAAUCUGUGUGGCCAACUUAAGCAUAUUGGCUGCAAUCAUAAUGGCGGCUGGUCUGCUGCUUGUCCUGCGAGUCCUGCGCCCUUUAUCAUCCAAAUGAAUGACACGCUAUCCACGCAUAUUGUGCGCAUGCAUAACAUACGCCGAGAUCGCUUGGCUCGUGGUCUGAUCACGGGCUACAGCACCGCCAGACGCAUGGGCACAAUGCGCUGGAACGCUGAGCUCGCCUCGCUGGCGCGCCUCAAUGUGCUGCAGUGCCAGGCCAAGGAGGAUGCUUGCCACAAUACUGUGAACUUCAGAAACAGCGGCCAGAAUCUGUUCCACUUCACCUACGAGGGUCCAUGGACUGAGCGCACAAAUGAGAUGCUCAUCACACGCGCCAUCAACACCUGGUGGUUUGAGCAUGAGAACGCCAACAUGGCUGUCAUCAAUAGCUAUCCAGCCAGCUGGACAGGCUCUCCCAUCAGACACUUUGCCUUGAUGGCGCAGCAGGCGAACAUUGCUGUCGGCUGUGCUGCCUCGCGCUUCGUCACGGAUGGGCUCAACAACUUCCUGCUGGCCUGCAACUAUGCCGUCUCGAAUGUCGCUGGACAGCGCGUUUAUGCCGCCGGCGUUGUUGGCAGCCAGUGCCAGUUGGGCACCAAUGUCAACUUUGAUGGUCUCUGCAAAUUCGCUGAGAUCUACAAUGUUUAA
Molecule: messenger RNA, 765 nt
Organism: Drosophila busckii
Lineage: Eukaryota; Metazoa; Arthropoda; Insecta; Diptera; Drosophilidae
Product: antigen 5 like allergen Cul n 1-like
Exons: 3
Coding region: 1-765 (254 amino acids)
Source: RefSeq, a predicted model, not a curated record